AUGAUAAGAAGCCAGCUGGCUGCCUCGUCUACACUCUCGAGGCUCCGAAGGAUUGCUGCGUCUGCUCUUACACCCAAACGAGACCACCCCACCACAACCAGCCUUAACCGUCUCGCCGCCGUCGCCCAGCAAAUCAGCGCCGCCAGAAUGGCUGCCGACGCUACAGCCGCGUCUCCGGACGCUGCCGUUUCUCAACGAACUCAACAACCAAUGCUCGCUUCCCAGCGCGCGAGGCUGCAGCAGGACCAAUCCAGCGAAUCCAGCGAUCAGUCGACGCCUCGCCGCACUAUGUCUGGUUUCUUUCCCCUAGGUUACAAAGAAGCGGCCGCUCAAUGGUGGACGAGCAUAUCCUCGCCGGCCGCCGAGCGCAAUGUUCUCUCCAUGAUCCCUUACCUCAAGGAAGCCACCGCCGGCUCCAAUUCCAGUCUACUCAGCGCCAACAGCGGAGACCCGUUCGGCCAGCGGAUAUGGAGGUCCUCGAUGGUUGCGCUCUCCGGCAAGAACAGAGCCCUCAACGAGUACUCGGUAGAACGGGUCGGCGAGCCUGUCGAUGACACUCUUGUCAUGCUCCACGGCUACGGCGCAGGCCUGGGCUUCUUCUACAAGAACUUUGAGGGCUUGAGCAGGGUGGAAGGCUGGAAGCUGUACGCCCUAGACAUGCUCGGCAUGGGCAACUCUUCUCGCCCGCCGUUCAAGGUCCACGCCAAGGAUGCGCCAGGCAAAAUUGCCGAAGCCGAGAGUUUCUUCGUCGACUCGCUCGAGGAGUGGAGAAAGGUCAAAAAGAUCGAAAAGUUCACCCUGCUCGGCCACUCGCUCGGGGGUUACCUUGCCGUAUCCUAUGCGCUCAAAUACCCCGGACACUUGAACAAGCUGAUUCUUGCCUCGCCGGUUGGCAUCCCGGAAGAUCCAUUCGCCGUCAAUGCCGCCAUGCCGGAGCCUGAGAAUUCGACCAUGGCUGCCGAGUUCACUCAGGACCAAGAGAGCAUCACAACCCCCGAGGCUAACGGCAACACCAAGGCCAGCGGCGGCGACAAGAAUACCUUGUUCAACGCAAAGGGCAAACCCGAGGAGACCGGCAAGCCCCAGAGGCGGCCGCUCCCACCGUGGCUGGUCUGGCUGUGGGACGCCAACGUCUCGCCCUUCAGCCUAGUCCGCGCGGCCGGCCCGCUCGGACCCCGGCUCGUCUCGGGCUGGACGUCCCGGCGCUUCAACCACCUGCCGCCCGAGGAGGCGCAGGCGCUACACACGUACUCGUACACGCUCUUCCGCCAGCGUGGCAGCGGCGAGUACGCGCUCCCCUACCUGCUGGCCCCGGGCGCCUUCGCCCGCAGCCCCGUCAUCAACCGCAUCCAGAACGUCGGCCGGCAGGUGGUCCGGCCCGCGACCGAGACGGCGCCCGAGGUCCGCGAGACGGGCUUCCCCAUCGUCCUCAUGUACGGCGACAAGGACUGGAUGGACGUGUCGGGCGGGUUCGCGGCCGAGGAGAAGAUCAAGGCGCGCGCCCUGCAGGCCCUGCUGCACGGCACGCCCGAGGAGAAGAGGCGCGAGAACGGCAGCGCCAAGGUCGUCAUCGUCCAGCGGGCCGGCCACCACCUGUACCUCGACAACCCGGACGAGUUCAACGAGAUCCUGCGCAAGGAGCUCGAGGAGACGAGGGAGUGGGGCAAGCGGCAGCGGGCCUUGGGGCAGUCAUGA
Thyridium curvatum is the source of this 1695-nucleotide messenger RNA. RefSeq lists its product as uncharacterized. The record is from RefSeq and is a predicted model, not a curated record. Lineage: Eukaryota; Fungi; Ascomycota; Sordariomycetes; Thyridiales; Thyridiaceae. Gene Ontology annotation, molecular function: A2-type glycerophospholipase activity. The transcript is spliced from 2 exons. Gene Ontology annotation, cellular component: mitochondrial inner membrane. Gene Ontology annotation, biological process: cardiolipin acyl-chain remodeling. The coding region runs from base 1 to 1695 and encodes 564 amino acids.